This is a messenger RNA of Naumovozyma castellii, 888 nucleotides long. RefSeq lists its product as uncharacterized. Lineage: Eukaryota; Fungi; Ascomycota; Saccharomycetes; Saccharomycetales; Saccharomycetaceae. Bases 1 to 888 code for a protein of 295 amino acids. The transcript has a single exon. The record is from RefSeq and is a predicted model, not a curated record.
AUGAGUUUGAUUAUUGUACCAUGCCAUUCAAUUUGGAAACAAGACUUUGUAAAUCUCGAACAGGGACCUAAUGUUGGUCUGCAUUCGGAACAAUGGUUUUUAGCGCCGUUUCAACAUGAAGGAAACGACCAUCUUGCCUUCAUCAAACAUGGAUUAUACGCGAUUCGAUUAUUCUUAGAACAAUAUGAUAUUUCUACAGUUAUUUUCAGCGGUUCACAAACGAAAUUUAUUGCUGGUCCAAUAUCGGAAGCUCAAAGUUACUAUUUUUUAAUGGAAAAGUUGAUCAGACUUCACUUGAAGAGACAACUGCCUAGUCUGCCUGAUCAUGCUAUAGAAAGCUGCCUGAAAGAUAUAGAACUCUUGAUGGAGGAAAAAGGACUGUCCUUAUCAGAACUUUUUUCAUCUCGAAAUAUCACUACUGAAGAAUUUGCCUUGGAUUCCUUUGACAAUUUGCUUUAUUCAAUUUUAAGAUAUGAACAAAUCAAGGGAAAAUAUCCAGAAAAGAUUAAAAUAGUAGGAUUUGGUUUUAAGAAAGAAAGAUUUAUAGGUUAUCAUGCCAAAGCUAUUGAUUUUCCUAAAAAUGCCAUCGAAUACCUUUCUGUAGAUCCAGAACCAGUUGACUACGAUGAUAAAAAAUUAAAAGACUAUUUCAACGAGCUAAACAAGUUAGAGAAGAAAAAUGCCCUGUAUCUGUUUUCUGAGGAUUGGUAUGGUGUCAAAUUUAGGCUAUUUCCCAAAAAACAAAGUAGAAAUCCCUUCAUUAGAAUUCCACAUUAUAAGUUUUUGCAAAAGGAAUGCUUUAACCCCGCCAAAUUGGGAUACAGAGAAGAUGAACAGUACUUUAAAGACCAUAUUGAAGGCGCUAUGCCAUGGUCUGUUAAUAAAUGA